AUGGAGUUUUUGCAGGAAAUCUCCAAGCAAAUAGUUAGAGACAAAUUUAAAAACAUGGCAUAUAAAUCCGGAAUAAAGAAGAGGAAGAUCACCAAGCCUAUGAAUGAAAGAAUGGAAUGCUUCCAAUUGUAUAAAGACAGAAAUGACAUUGGGAUGCCUCAGAAAUAUAUAUGUCUACUCCAGCGUGCUGGGAUAACUAUAUAUGACCCUGUCGAUCACUCAUGGGAAAGGCUCCCUCCCAAUCCCACUGGAAUUCAAAUCUCAUUUGUUUCUCGUUUAGUUUGUGUGAAUCACAAGCUCGUUUUGAUGGGUUUGAAACAUCAUGAGCAUGAGACUAGAAGGAUUUUGGUAUAUGAUUUCGAAACAAGUACAUGGCAGCAAGGUGCUGAAAUUCCCACUGCCACAUCUUCAUCCAUGUUUGCAUGUUGUGCGUCACCUGAGGGAUCCAUUUACAUUGCCGGAGGGCUUGGACAAUGUGAUAAUAGUUUCAGUGAUGCAGCAGUAUACAAGGUAGAUGAAGAUAAAUGGGAGAUUCUUCCUAAGAUGCACCAAGAAAUUGGCUUCUGUAGGGGUGUUUUUAUAGAAGGGUUGUUCUAUGCCAUUGGUAUUUUCAAUAAUAGGGCUCAAAGAUUUAACCCUAGCACAAGAGAGUGGACAACUUUAGAAAAUACGUUAGGUAAUUCUAAGUAUGUCCAAUUUCUAUAUGCAUUUGGACAAUUAUAUGCCUUUGGAGGGGAAGGAGUAGAAAAGUAUGAUUGGGAAGGAGAAGUGUGGAGAGAAUUGGAGCCCCUCCCUCAACAACUUAGCUUCAUUCGUGCGACUGUGUGGUGUGAUAGAAUUUUCUUGAGCGGAUAUAAGAAUACUUCCUUACAAUCGGGCCAUCCAGUUUUCUAUAUGUAUAAGCCUGGAGCAGUGAUCACCGAGAGGUGGAUUGCUAUUAACAAGCCGGAAUCAUUUGUCGACAUGGAAAUCCUAUCUGUUGCAACAAUACAAAUUUAA
Molecule: messenger RNA, 999 nt
Organism: Cryptomeria japonica (Japanese cedar)
Lineage: Eukaryota; Viridiplantae; Streptophyta; Pinopsida; Cupressales; Cupressaceae
Product: F-box/kelch-repeat protein At1g80440-like
Exons: 1
Coding region: 1-999 (332 amino acids)
Biological process (GO): negative regulation of cytokinin-activated signaling pathway; regulation of phenylpropanoid metabolic process
Molecular function (GO): protein binding
Source: RefSeq, a predicted model, not a curated record